Molecule: messenger RNA, 1319 nt
Organism: Apis mellifera (honey bee)
Lineage: Eukaryota; Metazoa; Arthropoda; Insecta; Hymenoptera; Apidae
Gene: Lamtor3
Product: ragulator complex protein LAMTOR3-A
Exons: 3
Coding region: 151-525 (124 amino acids)
Biological process (GO): positive regulation of TOR signaling; cellular response to amino acid stimulus
Cellular component (GO): Ragulator complex
Source: RefSeq, a predicted model, not a curated record
UUAAACGAUGCGCGCGCAUUCUACGUUUAUCAUAUGACAAUCUGUCAAAAGUACUAUUUGAUAGUUAAUAUUCUAUAUAUUUAAGAUCUAUUAAACUUUAAUAUAAAUUUAUAAUCAACUACAUAACAUUUAUCUCUGUAAAUAUUGAAAAUGACAGCAGAAUUAAGAAAAUUUCUUUAUGGACUUUUAAGUAGUGUGGAAGGACUUCAUAGUAUAUUAAUAACAGAUAGGGAUGGAGUACCUGUUGUGUCUGUAGCAGAUGAAACAACACCAGAAUUAGCUAUGAGAGCAAGUUUUUUAUCUACAUUUGGCAUGGCAACAGAUCAAGGAAGUAAAUUAGGAUUAGGAAAAAAUAAAACAAUUAUAUGCAUGUAUAGUAGUUAUCAGGUAGUUCAAAUGAACAAAUUACCAUUAGUAAUUAGUUUUAUUGCUAGUCAUAAUUGUAAUACAGGCCAUAUAUUAUCUUUGGAAAGUAAAAUUGAUCCAAUUUUAAGCAAUUUAAAAAAUGCAGUAGUGGAAGCCUGAUGGUUACCGGUUGUGCAUUACGGGUGAUAAAUACCAAAAGUUUGCAAUUAUAUUUGGUAAACACUUGUAAUUAAUAGAUAUUAUAAAUAAUGGGGUGGAAAUAUUAUUGUAUAUUUCUUUUUCUAAUUUACAAAAAAAUUUAAAUUACAUUUUUUUACAAUUUCUCUGUAUUUCUCUUCAUUAGCAUUUUUAUAUGACAUUUUAAAAAAAAAGUAUUCAACAUUUUUUAUAAGAUAAUAUAAAAAAUAAUGCUAGAUAUUAAACAUUUUUAUAAUGAGCAAAAAAUUAUCACAAAAUAUCAAAAAUAUUUCAAUGUUUUCAAAAUGUAUUUAAAGAGAUAUAGAAAUUUUAUAUGUAUAAAUAUUAUAAAUUCAUAUAAAAAAAAAAAUUAAUAUUAAAGUACAUGUUAAAUUUAUAUGUAUCAGUUAAUAUUCUAAAAUAUUUUAAAAAUAUAUUAUUGUAUUGUAUAAUUAAUAUAAUAAUGUCUUAUAAAUUGUGAAAUAAAAAUUUAUACUUGAUAUAUGUUCAAGAGAACAUAUUAGUUAUAAUUCAUAUACCAAUGGCUUAUCCUCUAAUCCAUUGAGAAUGUUUUGUGCUGCAGUAAGAGACAUAUCAAUUCUUGUCUUCACAGUAGCACUGCCCAUAUGAGGUACAAUAACUGCAGUAUAUUUUAUAUUUGUUAAUGUAUAUACAAUUUUGCUACAUAUUUCUAUCAACUAAUAUGUUCACAUUAUAAAAAUAUAAAAUGGAAUAUAUAAAGAAAAUCUAAUAAAGAUAUAAAAAAAGUAAAAAAA